This is a messenger RNA of Sphenostylis stenocarpa, 1089 nucleotides long. The record is from the annotation of a GenBank genome assembly. NCBI's taxonomy places the organism in Eukaryota, Viridiplantae, Streptophyta, Magnoliopsida, Fabales, Fabaceae.
AUGGAAGAAGCAUUGCGCCGUCUCAACGGAGUUGCUCCCACUCAAGAACCCGACGUAGUUUCAGACCCCCACCCGAAGAAGUGCGCCGCCAAGCGCACCCUGCGUGACACCUCCAACUCCGGCACCGCCAUGCGCUACCGUGGGGUGCGGCGCCGCCCAUGGGGCCGUUAUGCUGCUGAGAUCCGUGACCCACAGUCCAAGGAACGUCGCUGGCUCGGCACCUUCGACACAGCGGAGGAGGCUGCCUGUGCCUAUGACUGUGCAGCCCGUGCCAUGCGCGGUGUCAAGGCCCGCACCAACUUUGUCUAUCCUGAUGCAGCCGAUCCUCACCUAUUCCAUCCCUUCAACCUACCCAAACACUGCCACAUCAGUAGGUUCCCCCAUAACACAAACUUCGGGAGUGACUUCACUGCAAGUUCCCAAAAUAACGCUUCUUCUUCCUCUCUCAACAUGCUUCUCUUUCGUGACUUCCUCAACUCUUCUAAUCCAUGUCUGGUUUCUUCAUCUUCUUCUCAGCAGUUUCAUAAUAAUAAAUCUAGUGGGAGUUAUGUCAACUCUUCGUCUUCAUCUCUAUCUUCUUCUGCUGCCACUAACUGUCUCCAAGGUUUCAGUGUUGGCAACACAAAUAACUAUAACAGCACUGUUAGUGCUAAUCAUGGAGCUGAAGUAGCUGAAGCUACUGAAGAAGACUCGGACUUUUUCCUGCGGGAGUCUUCGGAUUCUGGGCUGUUGGAAGAGAUAGUUUAUAAGUUCUUGCCGAAAUCAAAGCCUAAAAUGGAGACUUCGACUUUGCCUCUUCCUGAUUCCGUUCCUCAACCUAUACUUGAUCAUAUGGUUGUUUCUGCUAGCAAGGGUUAUGCUGAUUCCAGGUUGAGGGUUCCCAAGGUUGAAGGUUUUGGUGUCUGUUAUGAUUCUCCCAUCCAGCAAUUUGAAGCUCUAAGUGGUUUUAACGCCAUGCAGUCUAUGACGUCUAUGGAGAGAGACAACCAGUUUAUGAUGAACCAUAUUGCAGGGUGCUCCAACUUGGAGGAUUAUCUUCAGUACCCAGAACUUUUCAAUUCCUUUGCAGCCAGGAUGCAAAAUGCUUAA